Cololabis saira (Pacific saury) is the source of this 3816-nucleotide messenger RNA. RefSeq lists its product as uncharacterized. Gene Ontology annotation, cellular component: cytoplasm. Bases 493 to 3432 code for a protein of 979 amino acids. Lineage: Eukaryota; Metazoa; Chordata; Actinopteri; Beloniformes; Belonidae. Gene Ontology annotation, molecular function: D-aminoacyl-tRNA deacylase activity; sequence-specific DNA binding. The record is from RefSeq and is a predicted model, not a curated record. The transcript has 20 exons.
AGUCUGCGAUGAAUCAAACGCUGCAUUUAGCCACUUAUUUGGCCUAAAAUGCAUUUAUUUUGAGAAAGAGUAGUUAUGCUUAGUUUAAAAAAAUAUAUAUAAUUAGUUUAAAUUGAGCAUUAGAGUAAAAGCGAUGCAGAGAGUGGCUGUGUUUGCUUGAAAGUUGACGGUGGUGUAACGACGAUUGUUGUUGACUGGACUGGCUCGUUCUGCUGGUUGUUCCAGUCAUGCCUAACUGUCCAGUGCUUUUCCCUGCGCUGAUCAGCUGCUGCUGAGCUGGCCUGACCCCGACCCCGACCCUCGUCUCUGCCCUGGAUAUGAGCUCACCCUUCUGUCCUGGACCCCGAGCUCGGCCUUCUCCCCCCUGGUCCCCUCUGGUCCCCACCAGCUCGCUCUGCAGCUCCUCAGCUCAGCCCCGGCCCUGCCAGCCCCGGCCCUGCCAGCCCCGGCCCUGCCAGCCCCGGCCCUGCCAGCCCCGGCCCUGCCAGCCAGAUGCCGUCCUACAGCUUUCUGGAUAAUGUGGAGCUGCACGUUCAGACGGGGAAGUUUCCUGUAAAUGCGUCCAAGAGCUUAAGGAAGGUUAUCAGAACGGCCAGCAAGAGCUUCAUCUACAAAGAUGGCUGUCUGCUGCGAUCCUACCGGGGUCGCCUCCUCCACGUGGUCAGGAGCGAGGAAGAAGCUCGGGAGAUCCUGGCCCGUUACCACGACAACAACCACCACGCCGGCCGGGUGCGGGCGGUGAAGGAGAUCAUGCGGAUGUACUACUGGGUGGGAGUGACGGAGUCAGUGAGGAAGUGGAUCCUGGCCUGUUCCGUCUGCCAGAGCCGACUCCUGCCGCCCAACCACGAGCCCCCGGUCCAGUUCUGCCUGGUGUACGGCUGCGACGCCUCCAGCUACGCCAACCCUGAGCUCAGCUUCCACCGGUUCCCCAAAGCCGUGGAGCUGCGUCAGAAGUGGCUGGCCGUGGCCCAGAGGGACGAGGGCUCGCUGCGAACACACUCCCACAUCUGCUCGCGCCACUUCCACACGUCCAGCUUCACGCUGGGAGAGGACGGCCAGCAGACGCUGUCGCCCGUUGCCGUGCCGACGUUCAUGCCCGUGGCGGUGCCGGGGAAUGAGGUGCCCGUCCCCUCAGAAGACCACUUCCUUUACCCCAACGCCCUGGAGGACGCCCUGUCCAGCGCCAUGGCUGCUGCGCAAGCCGCGGACCCCGGGGGUCCGGCUGAAGGGGCCGCCAGGGCCCACGAGCACCAGUACUGCCUCCAGGCGCCCGCCCCGGACUUCAGGGCUGCCAAGACGGUGACGGAGGACCAGAGGAAAACCGUUGUGGAGUCCUGCUUCAUCACAUACAACCACAUUGCAAGGUACCUGAGCACCAGGGUGCUCCCCAUGCAAGGCAAGAAAAGGAGAGCUGCUCUGAAGAGGAUGGCCAAGCGCUUCGACCUCAUAGACGGAGUGCUGAUGUACACACGGGUGUCUCCUCCCCUCAGGGUGCCGCGCAGCAGAGAGGAGGUCAACUCCAUCCUGCAGCAGUUCCACGACAACCAGGGCCACUACGGCCAGGGCCUGUGCCAGCCGGCCAUCUCCAAGCACUUCUACUGGGCCACCCUGACCCGGGACCUGUCGGGCUGGAUCUCCAGCUGCCACACCUGCCUCAGCAGGACCAAGAGGAAGUGGCUGCGCUGCAGUGUCUACCAGUGCAGCAACUGCUGCGGCCCGGUGGAGCGGGGGCUGGGCCUCACCUUCCACAAGUUUCCUCUCCACAACCAGGCGGUGCUGACCCGGUGGGUCCGGGCGGUGGGCCGCUCCAACUGGCACCCCCGGCUCUGGUCCUCCAUCUGCUCCGCCCACUUCAGCGAGGACUGCUUCCUCCGCGGCGGCCAGGAGGUGGCGCUGCGCCCGGAGGCCGUGCCCACACUCAAGGUCCACGACUCAGCGACGCCCUCCAGGGGUCCGGCCCGGGGGCCAGCAGGGGACGAGGCCUUCUUCGCCAAGUACGACGCGGUGGAGCGGUACCUGAACCGGCGGCUCUACCCCGCCGGCCUGAGCUACGUGGAGAAGAACACCUUCAGGAGGUUCUGCAAGAAGUUUGUCAUGAAAGACUCGGCCCUCCACAUGGCGCGGGGGGAGCAGGUGCGGCUGGUGCUGCGGAACCAGCAGCAGGUGGAGGCGGCGCUGCUGGAAUACCACAACGAGCUGAACCACCUGGACGCCAACAAGUGUCUCCGGCUGCUCAGCGAAAGGUACUUCUGGAAGAGCAUGCGGCCUGACGUGGUGCAGUGGAUCAACAACUGUCCUCUGUGCAACCUGAAGAGACUGAAGCCAGCAGACGCUGGAGCAGAGAGAGCCGAGGAGCUGCUGCCGGGGGCCACGCCUCCUCACCGCGCUGACAGUGAGACGGACGAGGACACGGAUGGAUAUGAAGACGAAGGGCCCGGUGGGGGAGGUGAAGCUGGCACCGACGGACGGCAGACGGACCAAUCAGCAAACACGCUAAUACCGUCUCCAGGUCUCCUCCAGACGAGGCCCCCCCUGGGCCCCCGGCCCGGUGGGGGUUCUGGGGUCCACCGGCCCGGUGGGGGUGCUGGGGUCCACCGGGGCGACCAGAGCCACCCGCCCCGGCUGAAGGAGAACCAGGAAGAAGCCAGAGACCCUGAAAGCAGCAGCGUCCAGAUGCAGGACUGCCCCCGGCUCCAGGAGGCCCCGCCCCGGGCAGGGCAGCCCCCAGAGCCCGGGCCCCGGCCCCGGGCCCGGCGCUGCCUGAAGAGGGCCCUGCCUCCAGCCAGGGGACAGGACAGCUGUGGUCUGGAGCCCGUGGUGGCCCCCAGCACCAAGCCCUGGCCCGUCUUCACCAUCGCCAACGCUGCCCCGCCCACGGCAGCCCCGCCGCCCCAGCAGGUGGACAGCAGCCCCCCCCAGGUCCGGAGAGCCAGGACCCCCCGGGCCCGGACUGUCGUCCAGCAGUGCAGCCAGGCCAAGGUCAAGGUCCGACCGGCGCUGGACGGGGCUGGAGCUCAGUGGGUGGAGAUCCAGGAGGGGAUGGUCGUGUACGUCUGCUUCUUCCACGGCGCCACCGAGGACGUCGUGCACGACAUGGCCAGCGGCCUGCUGAGCACCAAGAUGUUCCGGAAGGACACGGGUCACUGGGUGUCCCUGCUGGACCUGCCGGGCAGCGUGCUGCUGGUGCCCCAGGACUCUCUGCUGGGGGAGCCCCUGCCCCCGCCCAGCCGCAGGGUGGGGUACCGGGGGGGCUGCGAGGCCUGGUGGGGGGCCCAGCUCUUCUCCAGCCUGGUGUCGGCCUGCGGCCGGCUGCUGGCCGGCUCCGCCAAGUGCAGCCGGGCGGGGGUCCGGGUGGAGCACGGCCUGUACGGCCAGAAGCAGGAGCUGGUGCUCAGCUCCCCGGAGCCGCUGUCCAUGGUGCUGGAGUUCUGAGGCCCGUCUGGACCUGGGGCGGGGGGGGGGGGUACCUGGGACUGGAGACUGUCGCCACUUUUUAAAAAUCAAACAACCUUGGUGAUUAAAGAAACUGCGUUGCAGAUACGACGGUGGGGUUCGUCUGUCUGCAGGAUUGCCAGCGUCAAACAGAGAACAGAGUUGCUCUUUGAUACAUUUAUAGCAGCAGUUACCAAAUAAAGAGUUCUGUUGGACCCGGCGGAUGGUUUCUCUUUUCUAGGGGGAAGACACAUGGAGGACCAAAAUGUACGGUGGCCGACAAGGGCCAAACGCACUGCAACGGCCUAAUGCGUCUCAGUUCAGGAAAACGGCUUCAAGUACAGAAACCAUUCAAAUUCACAAACUCAAAACGAGGUACGAGGA